Messenger RNA from Cavia porcellus (domestic guinea pig), 1931 nucleotides. RefSeq names its product probable E3 ubiquitin-protein ligase HERC1. Gene Ontology annotation, biological process: proteasome-mediated ubiquitin-dependent protein catabolic process. The coding region runs from base 1074 to 1931 and encodes 285 amino acids. The transcript has 12 exons. Lineage: Eukaryota; Metazoa; Chordata; Mammalia; Rodentia; Caviidae. Gene Ontology annotation, cellular component: SCF ubiquitin ligase complex. The record is from RefSeq and is a predicted model, not a curated record. Gene Ontology annotation, molecular function: protein binding.
CUGGUUAUACAACUCCUCUUACUCUUUUGAGUCUGAUUUUGAUCUCACCAAGUCUUUGGGAGUUCACACUUUGAUUGAAAAUGUUGGAAGCUUUGUGAGUGGAGAUGUGGGGAAUACCCCAGGCUUUAAAGAGCCAGAGGACAGCAUGUCUACAAGUCCCCAGGCUUCCAUCAUUGCAAUGGAACAGCAACAGUUGAGGGCAGAACUUCGUUUGGAGGCACUUCACCAAAUCCUUGUUCUGUUGUCCGGAAUGGAGGAAAAAGGUAGCCUGUCGCUGGCAGGAAGCAGAUUGAGUUCAGGCUUUCAGUCCUCCACAUUGCUCACAUCUGUGAGACUGCAGUUCCUUGCAGGGUGUUUUGGUUUAGGCACUGUUGGACACACUGUUGGAGCCAAAGGAGAGAGUGGCCGCUUACAUCACUAUCAGGAUGGAAUCAGAGCAGCCAAGAGAAGUAUUCAGAUUGAAAUCCAAGUGGCUGUGCACAAGAUUUACCAACAGUUGUCUGCUACUCUGGAACGAGCUCUGCAAGCAAAUAAACAUCACAUUGAAGCCCAGCAGCGUCUCCUUUUGGUUACAGUUUUUGCCUUGAGUGUUCAUUAUCAACCAGUGGAUGUCUCCUUGGCAAUUUCUACUGGUCUUCUAAAUGUCCUGUCCCAGUUAUGUGGCACGGACACCAUGUUAGGACAACCCUUGCAAUUGUUGCCAAAGAGUGGUGUUUCCCAGCUGAGCACAGCACUGAAAGUGGCUAGUACCAGGCUACUUCAGAUUCUAGCUAUCACUACAGGGACCUAUGCUGACAAACUGAGCCCCAAGGUAGUUCAGUCUUUGUUGGAUCUACUCUGUAGUCAGCUGAAGAAUUUGUUAUCCCAAACUGGUGUACUUCUUAUGGCCUUGUUUGGAGAAGGUGAAAAAGAAGAGGGUGAAGAAGAAAAAAAAAAAAGUUGACUCCAGUGGAGAAAUUGAGAAGAAAGAUUUCAGAGCUGCUCUUAGGAAACAACAUGCAGCCGAAUUGCAUCUCGGGGAUUUUUUAGUUUUUCUUCGCAGAGUUGUGUCUUCAAAAGCAAUUCAAUCAAAAAUGGCUUCCCCAAAGUGGACAGAGGUGCUUCUAAAUAUAGCAUCUCAGAAGUGUUCCUCAGGUAUUCCUCUAGUUGGGAACUUAAGAACAAGACUCCUUGCGUUGCAUGUCCUUGAAGCUGUGUUGCCGGCUUGUGAAUCUGGUGUGGAAGAUGACCAAAUGGCCCAGGUUGUGGAAUGCUUAUUUUCCCUUCUAUCAGACUGUAUGUGGGAUACUCCCAUUGCUCAGGCCAAACAUGCUAUUCAGAUAAAGGAAAAAGAACAAGAAAUAAAAUCACAGAAGCAAGGAGAGUUGGAAGAAGAAGAUGAAAACCUUCCUAUACAAGAAGUAUCUUUUGAUCCAGAGAAAGCUCAGUGUUGCCUAGUGGAGAAUGGACAGGUUUUAACUCAUGGCAGUGGAGGAAAAGGCUAUGGAUUAGCAUCAACAGGAAUAACCUCUGGAUGCUAUCAGUGGAAGUUUUACAUUGUGAAGGAAAACAGAGGCAACGAAGGCACAUGCGUUGGAGUUUCUCGCUGGCCAGUCCAUGACUUUAACCACCGUACCACCUCGGAUAUGUGGCUCUAUCGGGCCUACAGUGGCAAUCUCUAUCACAAUGGAGAACAGACUCUGACAUUGUCCAGCUUUACUCAGGGGGAUUUCAUUACUUGUGUGUUAGACAUGGAAGCCAGGACCAUUUCGUUUGGGAAAAAUGGAGAGGAACCCAAAUUAGCUUUUGAAGAUGUAGAUGCAGCAGAGUUGUACCCGUGUGUAAUGUUCUACAGCAGCAACCCAGGAGAGAAGGUACUGAAACUUCACACUUUUUUUUUUUCUUUUUCCCAUCUGCUAAAAGUGUACAGAGUAAAAACACAGAUGCCGUGA